CUAGCAGUAAGAAAGCAUCAUUUCAAAAAUGAGUUAUAUAAAGAGUGACGGUGGUGAUAAACAGAUGUUUGAUCCAGGAACUGAGAGGAAAUAACAAUGUGAUUAAGCUGUACAAGCUUACAUAAGCGACAUGUCAAAAUGAAACCAAAAGUACUUCCCUUUCAAAACAAAACAAACUUCAACUUUCAAAUUGUGCGUGCCUCUUCUCGUUUAAUGUCUGCACAAAUGUCGUCGGUUGUGGUCUUCUUCUUCUCCCUUCACAUCUUACUGGCUUCUGGAUUGAAAGAGCUCAGAGUGAGGCCUGGACAAGCUGCCACUCUUCAGUGUUGGGGUCCCAGAGAUGCACACAUCACCCUGCUGGAGUGGAGCAGGCCUGAGCUCAUCUCACAGGGUUAUGUGUUCUUCUUCCAAGACCAGCGCUCGUACGAGAACUACCAGCACGAGUCCUUUAAAGGCCGAGUGCAGCUGAGAGACUCAUCCAUGAUGGAUGGAGACGUUUCUGUGAUUGUGAGGAACGUCAGGGUCAGUGAUACGGGAAUAUACAAGUGUGAGAUUACAACCAGCAAGACAAGCAGUGGCCAGAGAGUCGUCAGCGAGUUCAAGCACUCCAUCAACCUCACAGUCACAGACACAGGUUUCACAGAAGAAGACUCCAAAGAAAGAGGACACAAGGAUGGAGGAGACAAGGAUACAUCUUUUCCUGUUAUUAUAUUAGUUCUUCCAUGCGGACUUCUUGUUGUUGUUAUUGCUACUGUAGCUGUAAAUAUCUACAGGAAAAAAGGAAAUCAAAAUGCAAAACAUACCAACAUGAUGGAAAGUGUAAACACUUUAAAAAUGUAAAUGUCAUGUUAGCAAGCAAAGGAUACUAACAGAGGCGCUGUGGGUAUCAGAGUCAGAAUAUUUUAUUAUAUCCCAAGGAAAUUAUAGUAGCACUGUCCCCUCAACCCUGCAACAGGGGUUCACCACCUCCCAACCCAGAGUCAGCUGAUCUUCACAGCUCACAUUUAGGAGUCAGAGUCCUACAAACAUUUAAACUCCAACACUACAGCUUGACUGACCUGUUGUUAACUGGAUAGAACACCUCUGAAAUGAAUUAGAACCUCACAAAUGUGGUUCUGGAAGGUUCUGGUCAGAAUUCCCAUAAGCGCAUUUGUAAACCCUGAUAUAAACAUCUAUCUCUCUCUCUCUCUCUCUCUCUAUUAUGUUAUGUAAUUUAUAUGUUUAAACCUUCCCAAAUUUCCUUUGUCUUCUGAAAGAUAAAAGACCUUUACAGCGUGUCUUUUAUCCUGUCCUGAGCCCUAUUCCUGAUCCUGGUUGUUGUAAAGACCCACCUUUUAGCACAUCCCAGCACACCCACUCACUUCACCAGAUACACCUUGUUUAGUUCUCUCACCUUUGAUUGGGUGUGGUGCUUGUCCUUAAUUGCACUCACCUGUCACAUGUUAUAUAAGGACUGCAUUCACUUUUGGCUCACUCUUUCUUCACUCCCACAUGGGGCGGCAGUGGAGGUGAGGUUCUGUUUGGGUUUUUGAUUUCAUGUGUUGUUUAAGGUAAUUAGUAACUUAAAUCUGUUUUCUUUCAGCGUUGGCAAUCCAUGUCUUUCCUUUCUGAUUUUGAGAAUAAAAGGAGAACCCUGUGAGUUAGUGAUGGCCAAAUGAAGCUUUCUGAAGCACUGAAGCUUGUAUUGAAAAACGGUUCAUUACUCGAAGCUUUUCAACACAGUCCUCUCCGGUGACAUCUGGUGGCGAAAAUUAUGAAGAGCAGCUUGAAUCUGCAAAAUAAAACGGACUGCUUAAUUAUCACUGCUCACUCCACAGGGUGGAGUUCUCUCUGAUAUUGGGCCACCGUUGCGUUGCUUUGAACAUGUAUUUUUUUUUUCCUCGAUUGGGGGGCUGAAAAAAUUGUACUGCUUAUUUGCUUAAUACAUUUUGAUCAAUAAACUUUCCUUAUGUAAACAUGCA
Oreochromis aureus is the source of this 1961-nucleotide messenger RNA. RefSeq lists its product as uncharacterized. NCBI's taxonomy places the organism in Eukaryota, Metazoa, Chordata, Actinopteri, Cichliformes, Cichlidae. Bases 139 to 840 code for a protein of 233 amino acids. The transcript has 3 exons. The record is from RefSeq and is a predicted model, not a curated record.